AUGCCGUGCUGGACAGAAGAUCAUAAGAAAAUUCAGACCACUAAAGUUUUGGUUGUUGGCGCGGGUGGAAUCGGCUGUGAAUUGCUGAAAAAUUUGGCAGCUACUGGCUUCAAACAUGUGCACGUCAUUGAUCUCGACACUAUCGACGUCUCCAACUUGAAUCGUCAAUUUUUGUUCCGAAAAGAGCACGUCUCCAGCUCAAAAGCUGAAAUUGCAACUCGAGUUAUCAAGAAAUUCAACCCAGAUAUCAAUCUAACAUUCGAUCAUAGCAGCAUCUUUGAGGAGCGAUUCAAUAUUGCUUUUUAUGGAAAUUUCGACAUCGUUCUCAAUGCGCUGGAUAACAAACAAGCCAGAAAUCAUGUGAAUCGUAUGUGCCACUCUGCGCGUACUCCACUCGUCGAAUCGGGAUCGGCAGGAUUCUUCGGACAGGUUCAGGUCAUUUUGAAGGACAAGACUGAGUGCUAUGAGUGUCAGGAGAAGCCGAAGCAGAAGACGUUCCCUGGAUGCACGAUUCGGAACACGCCGUCUGAACAUAUUCAUUGCACGGUGUGGGCGAAGCACGUCUUCAGUCAACUCUUCGGCGAAGUGGACAUUGACGAUGAUGUGUCUCCUGACUUGAAAGCCGAAGAAGCUGAGCAUCCAGAAGCGGAUUCUCAAGAUGACGAAGCCGCCAAAGAAUCAGUUCCAAUUGGAACACGACAGUGGGCGGAAGGUGUGAAUUUCGACGCUGAGCAAAUCUUCAACAAGCUAUUCGUCCAGGACAUUCACUAUCUCCUCAAAAUAAAUCAUCUCUGGAAGACAAGAAAACCACCAACUCCUCUCUCAUUCUCUGAUGCAUUGAAACUCGGUGAUUCUUUGCCAUUCUCCGAAUCCCAGAAGAAUCAAACCUCCGUCUGGAGCAUUGCCACGUGUGUCAAGAUGUUUGAAGCAUGUAUUCAGGAGCUUAAAAAAGAGGCCAAUGCGAAUCCAGAUGAGCCAUUGUCAUUUGAUAAGGAUCAUCCGAUUAUUAUGUCUUUUGUGGCAGCAUGUGCUAAUGUCAGAGCACAUAUUUUCAAUAUUCCUACAAAGUCGGCAUUUGAGAUUAAGGCUAUGGCUGGAAACAUCAUCCCUGCAAUCGCUUCUACAAACGCCAUCGUCGCUGGAAUGAUUGUGACAGAAGCUGUGAAGAUUAUCGAAGGACGCGAGGACGAAGUGAAGAAUUCGGUCAUCGUGGCCAAGCCAACAACGCGUGGACAAGUAUUCAUGUUUGCGAAUAUGAACAAGCCAAAUCCCCGUUGCUACGUAUGCUCAGAUACGAAGGAAGUGUUCCUCUAUGUCAAUUUGGCUGAAAUGACGCUUAGCGGUCUUUGCGAGAAGGUUUUGAAGCAGGAGCUGAAUAUGUUGGCACCGGACGCCAUCGAAAGCAACACUAACAGUAUUGUUCUGAGUUCCGAUGGUGAGACGGAUCCUUUGAUGUCGAAGAAACUCGCGGAGCUCAGCAUUAUGGAUGGAUCGAUUCUGGCGUGUGACGACUUCAUGCAAGACUUUGGUGUGAAGGUUUUCGUUUGCAAAAAUUCGAAUUUCAAGGGAGAUCAAUUUGAAAUUGUUAGAGAAAUGAAGAAGCCCGUUGAUAAGGAAGAAGAUGAAGAGAAGAAAUCAGAGGAGGAGAACAAGAAAGAGGAUGAGGAUCGUAGAAAGAGAAAGGUCGAAGAGCAGUCGACUAAGGUCGACGAUGAACCAGAAAUCAAAAGAAACCGAGUUGAAGAAGUUCAAGCUCAAGGAAUCGAAGUUAUGGAAUAG
Messenger RNA from Caenorhabditis briggsae, 1779 nucleotides. It is a transcript of the gene Cbr-uba-2, whose product is annotated as Protein CBR-UBA-2. Gene Ontology annotation, molecular function: SUMO activating enzyme activity. Lineage: Eukaryota; Metazoa; Nematoda; Chromadorea; Rhabditida; Rhabditidae. The record is from RefSeq and is a predicted model, not a curated record. The transcript is spliced from 6 exons. Bases 1 to 1779 code for a protein of 592 amino acids. Gene Ontology annotation, cellular component: cytoplasm; SUMO activating enzyme complex. Gene Ontology annotation, biological process: protein sumoylation.